Cavenderia fasciculata is the source of this 1374-nucleotide messenger RNA. It is a transcript of the gene gtpA, whose product is annotated as GTP-binding protein. Bases 1 to 1374 code for a protein of 457 amino acids. Gene Ontology annotation, molecular function: GTP binding. Lineage: Eukaryota; Evosea; Eumycetozoa; Acytosteliales; Cavenderiaceae. The transcript has 2 exons. The record is from RefSeq and is a predicted model, not a curated record.
AUGUUUAAUAUUAAUCCAUACAAAAAUAAAAAACCAGUUUCAUCAACUGGAAAUGGAGCAUCAAAAGAAAAGGAAAAGACAUUGACUAAAGAAAAAGAGAAAUCAUCUUCAUCAUCGUCAUCGUCUUCAUCAACAUCUAAAAAAUCAUCAUCAUCUUCGUCAUCAAAACAUAAACAUCAAAUGGAAGAGAUAAAGAUGAGUCCACAAACACCAAACUCUGGAAGAGUUUCAUCACACGACGCAGGUAGCCUAUCUUUGACAUCCAUGUCAGAGAUUACCAACUCGCUAUCAAAUACACACACUGCAACAGAUACAUCCAACAAUACAAACGACGAAGUCAGUGAGAUUGGCGAUGACUAUGACCCAUUCCUUUCGAUAUUGGAGGAACCAAUAGAAGGAGAGGGUGGUAUUGAAAAAGAGACCACAGAAGAGUUGCAAGAGAUGUUGGCGGUACUUAAAGGCGUUCAAAAUGAAUGCAACGUAUUGUUGCUGGGUCGUACAGGUGUAGGUAAAUCCAGCACUCUAAACACUGUCUUUGGUAUUGAUAUUCCAGUGCAUAGCAGCGAGAGUUGCACACAAGAACCAUUCACCUAUUCGCGUAACGUCAACGGAUUCAAACUCAACAUUAUAGAUACACCGGGUUUCUUGGACUCGCAAGGUGACGAAGUCGAUUCGGCCAACAUGUUAAAGAUCCAGCGUUAUCUCUCGGGCAAGACCAUCCACUGUGUGUUGUUUGUCGAGAAGUUUACAGAGACACGUUUCGAUGGUGCCCAUCAGCUCGUCAUCAACCAAUUCACAGAGAAACUCGGUCCACAGUUGUGGCGUAACGCUGCCGUUGUCCUCACCUAUGCCAACAGUCCCCUUCCCGACAGUUGCUACGACGGUUUCGAUGAAGAGGAUGAGAUUGGCCCAUGGCGCAAGCAUUUGGACGACCGUUCGAUCCAAUUCAAAAAAUUCUUUACACAUAUCCUCCAAUCGCUGCCACAAGACGAUGGAUACACACCCAAAAACAUAUCGGUCUAUGCCAUGGAAAAUAGUAGAAGAUGUCGUCGUAACGAACAGGGUCAACGUAUCCUCAUCGAUGGAACCCCAUGUCUUCAUCUUUUAAUUAGUGGUCUCUUGCGUAUGGUCGACCCAAAAACAGCUUUUUUGUUUAUGGGUCAUCUUCGCGCCAAGAAUAAACCAUCAAAGUCGCAUCGUGGCGAUCAACAAGAUCGUGAACGUGGUGUGUUUGACAAUCUGGCUGAAAUUUUAAAACUAUUCGUAGUACCUCCUUUUGAUCAACUCGGCAAGGGUACAGUUGCAAAGAUUUUGGAAAGUUGGGGUAGAAAAUUGGAUCGUUAUGGUAAUCUUCCAAAUUUAUUAAAAAUCUAA